Messenger RNA from Vanessa tameamea, 1637 nucleotides. RefSeq names its product spn-F (gene spn-F). Bases 75 to 1166 code for a protein of 363 amino acids. The transcript is spliced from 2 exons. The record is from RefSeq and is a predicted model, not a curated record. NCBI's taxonomy places the organism in Eukaryota, Metazoa, Arthropoda, Insecta, Lepidoptera, Nymphalidae.
UUCUUUAGUCGGAUUAGUUUGAUCUUAUUUAUAAUUUUAUUAUUAUUAUUCUAAACAUUGUAUAAGAUAUAACCAUGGACUCUUCUUCAAUAGUCAGCUUCAACAACGAUUCAACGUACCAGACAACAAUCAAAGCCGAUUAUAACAAUGUUAGUGUUCAUGAAUUAGCGCUUCAUGCUAUGCGAGAUAGGUGCUUGUUGCUUCAACGUAGAAUAAAUACUCUCGAAACUGAUAACAUGCGACUAAAACUUGACACAACGAAAGCUAGAGAUAAAUCACCUUAUACGCCUUUGCAAGAAGAUGAAAAACUGUCCUUACAAUUAAAAAUUGCAGAACUAAAAAAACAAAAGUCUCAGUUACUUCAUCACGUAUUUAUGGUUUCUUGUGAAAACAAAAAUUUGUGGAAUAAGUUAUCCUCUUUAAAAGGUUCAGAUAAAGCAAUAAAUGAUCAUACCAAACAACCUCUAGUUCGUACUAACACCUAUAUUCAUAGUACUCCUAAAUAUAAUUCUCAAUCUCAAGAAAAAUAUUCAGAUUCAAGUUUAGAAGAAAUAUCUUUGAAAUUAAUAAAUAGUUACAUUCAAGAAAAGUCACAAUUAGUAGAGCAAUAUGAACAGAUGGCUCAGCUUCAAGACGAAGAUGAUAAUAUUUUGAAUGUGGAUUCUAUAGGAUUUACUUAUAUGGAAGACCCUGCUACAGAUUCACUUAAGGAAAUUCAUAGCCAAACUGAAAAAUUACAAAGUCUCAAAAAAGAACUAUCUCAACAAGAAAAAGAUUUAAAAAUUGUUGUCUCAAGAAUAGAAACUCUAAUGAAAGAUGGCCUCAAUUGCCCAACGUGUCUAGAAAAUAAAUCAAAAACAAGUUAUGCAAAUAAAGAAACAGAGACAAGUGAAAGUCUUUUAUAUGAAAAACAAUUGAAUUCAAUUUCAUAUAACAAUGAUUUUGAAGAUGAAAAUACAUCCAUAAAUAAAAUAAGUUCUGCACAAGAAAUCAAUUCAGAACCAUAUGACAAGAUGUGUCCUAUGUGUGGAGAAAAAUUUCAAAAGGAAACCGUUUUUACAGAUUUUCAAUCACAUGUAGAGAGUCAUUUUGUUGGUAAUGAUAAUGAAGCUGAUUCUAUAGAUAACUUAGAUACUUUACCUGAUUCAUUUGAUAAUAUUAUUUAAAAACUCCAUAUAAAGUAUAUGUAUUUGUAUUGUUUUAAUUUGUAAAUAACUGCUUAAUUUAUAUUUUACAUAAAAAUUACAAAUUAUUAAUAAACUAUUCUAGUAAGGGAAUUUGUAUGUCUGCAUUAUUUUUAAUAACAGGUUUUGAAUUUCCAUUAUUAUGAAUAUUUGAAAAUACUCAUGCCUGGAAAAAGGUUGGCUUAAAAGGAAUAUUUUUAAAAAUGAAAUAAAUAGCAUGUUAUAUCUGGUUCUAGAAUACAUUAUUUAUUGACUUUCUAAACUUAUAAUAAAAGACAAACCUAAGCUAAGUCAGUAGGUUUCACAUCUUUAGAAUCUGAAGGCUGCUGGGUUGUUUUCUGCAGAAGAUUCUUACUAAACCAUUGUGGUCUUUCUUUUUUCAUUUCAACAAUUCUCUUUCCUUGCCAGAAUUCUUUAGUCUAUAAUAGAAUGAAAAAAAAAAUGUUUACAAAA